Molecule: messenger RNA, 549 nt
Organism: Eimeria tenella
Lineage: Eukaryota; Apicomplexa; Conoidasida; Eucoccidiorida; Eimeriidae
Exons: 2
Coding region: 1-549 (182 amino acids)
Source: RefSeq, a predicted model, not a curated record
AUGUGCCAGCUGUGCCUGAACCCCGCGGGCGAGAAGAGCUGCUGCUGCUUCAACUUGUCUCUCGCGCUGCUGCUGAUUGCUGCUUACUAUGGAGUCAUUGGGGGCCUCGACAUCUACCAGGCGAAGCAAACUGAACCCUUUGAAAAACCCCAAUUCGUGGGUGGGGUUGUAAACGCUUCCAUUGGGGGUUACGUUUGCUUAUGCGCUCUUUUAGGGUUUUUGAAACUCGGCCUCGUCGCCUACGUCUUCACCUUCGCGGCCUUCCUCCUCACCCUUCUCAACGGCAUCUUCAAGCUGGCGUGCUUGGUGGCGGAGUGGGUGCGCUGGGGGACAGGAAUGCGGGACGGAACUGUGGAGUUUCAGAAAGUGAUGGUCUUCUCCACAGCUUCGCAGCUGCUCACCAUUCUCCUCACUCUCAGCUUCGCCAACCUCUUCUGGUCUGCUGCUUGUGUCUUCAAAGCUGGCGGCAGCGGCUGCGAGUUCAAGAGCUACAGGCAGCUCGAGGCCGCGAGGCCCAAGCCGGCAGCUGCUGCUGACGACGGCGCCUGA